This is a messenger RNA of Schistocerca piceifrons (Central American locust), 1353 nucleotides long. RefSeq lists its product as uncharacterized. The transcript has 5 exons. Lineage: Eukaryota; Metazoa; Arthropoda; Insecta; Orthoptera; Acrididae. The record is from RefSeq and is a predicted model, not a curated record. The coding region runs from base 1 to 1353 and encodes 450 amino acids.
AUGUGCUUAGCGACUUCUACCGUCAGCCAUACGUCAGAGGCUAGGGUUGACUCCCUGUGUGACUUCGCCUCUGACACCAGCCGCUGCUGGGACAAGCCACCUGCGCACCCUACUCGCGGCAUAGCUGUGACGGUCAGCAUCGCCAGCAAUUGGCACAAAUCCGGUCGCCGGCCGGGAAUAUUUUCCUUAGAGAGGUUGCUCCGCUUCUGGGCCACGCUGAGCCGUGAUGGUCACAGAGAACCCAUCGCUCGUGGUGAGAGCGUCGGACGACCCGCUCUGAUCUCCCUCCCUUCAGUAGGGUCGACGUUAUCCAGUGCUGUCGAUGACGCCUCAUCUGAUGUCAGAAGACCUAGCCGGUACUACAGUAAGCUGUCGGGCAUCAAUGACAUCAAGGACAGCAGAGCAACAAUUGCAGACCAGCAGCAGCAGCAGCAGCAGCUCAGAGGGACUAUUAAGAAGAAGGGUGCAAGUAAGCGCCGAUUACAAACUUUAAAUCGGCUGUGGUACCCCGAAGCAUCUGCGGGUGCUGCUAAACAGAACGGGCUGCCGCAGACAGAGGCGGCCACAUCGACCGAACAGAGGCGGCGGCUGGCGAGCAUUGUUUGGCCGGCAGCAGGUGCGCGCCGCACCUCGCACGCGCACACAUCGAUUAUUGCCCUCGCGCUGCUGCUCGAUGGCUCGCCGCGCGCACCGCAGGCGCAGGCAGGAUCACCAUCAUCAUCAGGAUCACCAUCAUCAUCAUCAUCAUCAUCAGGAUCAUUACCAUCAUCAGGAUCAUCAUCAGGAUCAUCAUCACCAUCAUCAGGAUCAUCAUCAUCAUCAGGAUCAUCAUCAUCAGGAUCAUCACCAUCAUCAUCAAUAUCAGGAUCAUCAUCAGGAUCAUCAUCAGGAUCAUCAUCAGGAUCAUCAUCAUCAUCAUCAGGAUCAUCACCAGGAUCAUCAUCACCAUCAUCAGGAUCAUCACCAUCAUCAUCAGGAUCAUCAUCAUCAUCAUCAGGAUCUUCACCAUCAUCAUCAGGAUCAUCACCAUCAUCAUCAGGAUCAUCACCACCAUCAGGAUCAUCACCAUCAUCAGGAUCAUCAUCAUCAUCAUCAUCAUCAGGAUCAUCAUCAUCAUCAUCAGGAUCAUCAUCAUCAUCAUCAUCAUCAUCAGGAUCAUCAUCAUCAUCAUCAGGAUCAUCACCACCAUCAUUAGGAUCAUCAUCAUCAUCAUCAUCAGGAUCAUCAUCAUCAUCAUCAUCAGGAUCAUCAUCAUCAUCAUCAGGAUCAUCAUCAUCAUCAUCAGGAUCAUCAUCAUCAUCAUCAUCAUCAGGAUCAUCAUCAUCAUCAUCAGGAUCAUCAUCAUCAUCAUGA